UUUGCUCCUCCCACCUGCUCUGGUCACACGAGGCAGCAGGUGAAUAAAAGGCUUGAACGCUGGACUCCAGCAGAGCUCUCCUGUCUGCAGAUCUUGUUUCUUCAACCGAGCAGGAUGCGCUGGCUUUGCACCGCGGGGCUCCUGGUGGGCGUCCUGCACCUGUCCUCCUCCCUGCUACUGGGCGCCUUCAACAUCAGGACGUUCGGAGACACCAAAGCUUCCAACGAAACCCUGAUGAACAUCAUCAGCACGGUUGUCCAUCGCUACGACAUCAUUCUGAUCCAGGAGGUCAGAGAUGCCGACCUUUCAGCGACCACGAAGCUGAUGGAGUAUGUCAACAAAGGUGGUUCUGAGUAUGGAUACAUCGUCAGUGAGCCUUUGGGGCGCAGCACCUACAAGGAGAGAUACCUGUUCCUCUACAGGCAGCAGGUGGUGUCUGUGGUGAAGAGCUACACCUACGAUGACGGCUGUGAGUCCUGUGGAACCGACACCUUCAACAGAGAGCCGUUCGUGGUCAUGUUCUCCUCCAAGAACACCGUCUCCGGCAGCUUUGCUUUGGUUCCUCAGCACACUUCUCCAGAUUCGGCCGUGCAGGAGGUGGACGCCCUCUACGACGUGGUCACUGACGUCCGUUCUCGCUGGAGCACCAACAACAUUGUUCUGUUGGGCGACUUCAACUCCGGCUGCAACUACGUGGUGGGCUCGGAGUGGGAGCAGAUCCGCCUUUUCACCGAUAAGAGUUUCCACUGGCUGAUCCCUGAUUCCGCCGACACCACCGUGACCACCACCGUCUGCCCCUAUGACCGGAUCGUGGUCACAGCUGACAUGGUGAAGGGCGUGGUGCAGGGCAGCGCGCAGGUGUACGACUUCAUGGCAGACUUGAAACUCAGCCACAGUCUGGCUCUGGAUGUCAGUGAUCAUUUCCCCGUUGAGGUGAAGCUCUCCUAAUCCAGACAAUCCUUCAUCCCAAAAGUGAAAUAAACAUCAAUCUGUAAACCAAA
Molecule: messenger RNA, 1001 nt
Organism: Oryzias melastigma (Indian medaka)
Lineage: Eukaryota; Metazoa; Chordata; Actinopteri; Beloniformes; Adrianichthyidae
Gene: dnase1
Product: deoxyribonuclease I
Exons: 9
Coding region: 115-948 (277 amino acids)
Biological process (GO): DNA catabolic process
Cellular component (GO): nucleus
Molecular function (GO): DNA nuclease activity
Source: RefSeq, a predicted model, not a curated record